Messenger RNA from Solenopsis invicta (red fire ant), 1510 nucleotides. RefSeq names its product succinate dehydrogenase assembly factor 4, mitochondrial. The transcript has 5 exons. Gene Ontology annotation, biological process: mitochondrial respiratory chain complex II assembly. Bases 482 to 814 code for a protein of 110 amino acids. Lineage: Eukaryota; Metazoa; Arthropoda; Insecta; Hymenoptera; Formicidae. Gene Ontology annotation, cellular component: mitochondrion. The record is from RefSeq and is a predicted model, not a curated record.
CAUGGGGUAACUUUUUACAGUGUGUUUUGGAACGCGUGUUUUGUAAACGGUGAUCACGCGUUUUCACGUGCUUGAGAGAAUUGAGAGAGGAAAGAUGAAAAGUUAUGAAUGGAAGAGUGGAACCCAUGGAACAUUUCUAAUAUAAUAUAACUUCUUUUAAUUAAUUUAAGUAAUCGCCAAGUAUAAGGUGAUAACCAUCUAGUGGCCAAUAACCGAAUUACAAUGUGCGACACGUGCAAGAAACGUGCCCUAGAAGCUUUCUCUCUUCCUCUUUGACAUAGCGAAUUUAUACAUAGAUCAGAAUAUAAAAUAUCAAAAGACUACGAAUUAUUUCGACGAAAAGGGAUGGAGCUGAAUUCCGCGGAAAUAGGAAUGAUCUCGUCGUGAAAGAGGAGCAGUGAGAUUGAGAAGAAAACAGACAUUUAUCAACUGGAUUUGAUCUCAUUUUCAAAAAAAGUGUAGAAAUCAAUUUGAAAGAGGAAUGGCAGGAAUAAAUUGCACAUCAGUUUCAAGGAGCUCGCAUCAAUUAUUACUACGCUUGAAAGGAUUUGCGUGUCCGUUUUCAUCUAAAAGCACGGACGAGAUCAGCGAGAGUCCGAGAUUACGUGAAUUCAGGAAAAAAUUGCGUGAACGCGCUCCCAUAGAGAAAUUAGACGAGUUGGAGGAGGGCAAGCAUCCUUAUCAAGAGAAAGAACCCUUGAAACCAUUUCCAAACAAUACGAAUCCAGAAACAGGAGAAGUUGGAGGUCCCCGAGGACCAGAGCCGACUCGUUACGGCGACUGGGAGAGAAAAGGCCGCGUGACGGAUUUCUGAAUCAUCCCUCUUUUGGGAAUAGCACUCUUUUCCUAAAAACGAAGACUUUAAACGAGCCUUUGAAGCAUGGCCAAGAGUCGGCGCGAAUGAAGCAGUUCCACGAAAAACUUAAAUUGCAGCCGAUACCAAGUAUGUAAUAGAGAUUAAUAGAAAUGAAUAGAUCAAGGAUAAGAGAUAUUUUUAUAUGAUAUACAUAUGCUUCCGCAAGGAACUAUCUACACUCAGAGCUUUAAAAAAAAUUUUCGUACUGAUUAAUUUCGUCCUUGAUUGAUACGUAGAGAUAGGACCGCGGGAACGGUUUGUGGAUUUAGUAUUAGUGGAAACUGACCCAAAAACUGGAGAAUUGAUAACAAAUAGUGAGGAUCCAACUAAAUGGGGAGACUGGCAGCACGGUGGCAGAGUCAGUGAUUUUUAAAACAGAGACGACGUAUUUCUUCUUUUAUAGUUUUUAUAGAUAUAAUGUAUUUAAAGAACUGAAAAAAAUCUUUACUCUUCGACUUGCUAUGAUCAAUUUUUGCCUUUGUAAAACGUAAAUCGGAUUAAAUUUUUUCGGUCAGUGCUAAAUGAAAUAAUGUAAAUCUAGAUUGUUUUUGGGCGUAAACAAUAUAAAAACCGGUAGAUGUAGAUAAAGGAAAGUUUUUGUAUUAUAGAACGAAAAUUGUAUAUCAGUGAGGUAAUAAAUUACAUUGUACAAAA